UAUUUUAUAGUAGAAACGUUACACAGUGUUGCUCUAACAGUUACCAGGACUGAUGACAUUGGGAAAGAAACACCUUUCUGUAGCAAAAAAUGCAUGUGGCCGUGCCUUAAAGCAACAUUGAGUAUAAAUUGGUAUUUUUGUAAUUUAGAGUGCAAUUGCAGAGUGUAAUUUCAAUUCCAACAGCCAAACAACAAGCAAGGUCAACAACACAAGACAUAGCAGCCAGCUAAUAUUACUUACUAGCCGGACAGCUCUGUGUCUCUCUUUCAGCCUUUUAUUUCACCAAGCUCUCACCAAUGACCAAAAGACUUUUGUCCUGUCCUGGCUUUGUUUGAAUCUGGGUGUCCUGCUUGGCUCUAUUGAUCCCUCUUGGUCUUAUCUAGCCCUGUUUAGUUAAGUUUAGUUCUGCCUAAAUCACCUUAUCCCUCUUUAAGACUGCCUUGGUCUGUGUAGCCCUGUUGGUCCCACUGGUUUUGGUUAGCCUCUAUGGACUGGCUGGCUUGUUUAAUACCUUUCGGCCCUGUCUGGCUCAGUUUAACCCAGUUUGGCCCUGCCUGGUUUUGUGGUCUUCAUUCUUUUGAGCCACACAAACUAAAAAUGUGCAGAAUGAGUAGGAGGAGGAGGAAUCCCUUACAUUCCUAUUGGCUGAGAAGUUUUUCAGACUCACUCUGAUUGGCUGGCAGAGAGUGAGUAGGGAAUCCCUCAGGGCUCUCUCUGUCUUUGUCUCAGAUUAAAAACACAAACAGUCCAGUCAGGCCUCACUGCUCCAGGUAGUCCUUUGCAGUCUGCUGAAGACCAGGACUGAAUUCACAGCCUGGUCUGCUGUUCUGCAGCAGAAAGCAACAGUACAGCUGCUGUUUGUAAGACCAUAAAUCUCACUCAUGACUGCUACAUGGUCUGCAGCUGUAACAUAGGAGGUACCUGUAAUAUUUAGCAACGCAGGGUGAACUCAGUGUGCAACAGAGUCAUAAAACAGAGGCGAAUGAGGGAGCUGCUAUUUUACUGUAAGGCAGAAAGUGUUGGAAAACUUAUCAGUUUCCCUUCAGGGGCGUGUUGGAGCAAAAUCAGGAGGUGAAGACCUGGUGAGUUCAUGUUGCAGAGGGUGGAGAAGGAGAGCUGGCAACAGGACAAAUCAGAAGGGAAGAGUGGAAGGAAAACAGAAAAGAAGCCACAGCUGAGGAGGAGAAAAGUUAGAUUUGUUGUUGGUGAGUUUAUUUGAGGGAAAGAAAGUUUGAAAGUGGAGUAAAGAACCAAGUAGAAACUAAAGAACUUUAUAUGAUGUUUGUCACCACGAAUGGGAUGAAAGUCUAGACAGUUAAAUUGCAGUGGUCUGUGGAGAGCUGGCGGAGCAGAGCGGCGGCAGGAGCGACUGUGGGCGGGGAGAGAGGAAGUGUGGUCGACAGGAGAGGAAUUUAAAGUCCCAUUGUUCUGGAGGAGCAGAGGCAGAGAGAGCUGAGGAACAGAGGAGUCAAACCACUGGCACACACUUGACAACAUGGAUGUGAGCUCAGCCAUGGAGAAGAUGUCUAUAAAACAGAGUGCAGGAGGAGCAGCGGUGUGUCUCGUAUGUGAUGGCAGCUGCUCUGGAUUUCAGCCACAUUCUUGGAGGAAAGCCUGCAUUGCCUGCGGCUGCAGCACAAUCGACCAUGCUCCUGGAAGUGAUGUCGAAGAUGACCAGCGAAUGGGACGCCUGCUCACAGAUUCACCCUGCGCCCAUUUGACAACAAAGAUUAAAGGAGGUGGCGGCCUUCGCUUGUACAAGAGGAACCGCAUGAUUGUGACCAAUCCGGUGGUGUCGCGUAAAGACCCGACCUUCAACACCACAACGUACGAUUGGGCACCAGCCGGCCUCAACCAGACACUGGCCAUGCAGUACAUGGAGCUCAUCCCAGAGAGUCAACGUCCUGUCUCGGGGACAGAGGGAGCAUCGGAGCGACGCAGGCAGCUCUUCAGUCAGCUUCCUGUCUACGAUCAGGACCCCAUGAAGUGUCAGAGCCUGACCAGUGAGGAGGAGAUUACCUCCAUGCUGCUGUUUGUGAAGCAGUACAAACAGGAAGUGCUGGGAGUCGGAGAGGUGGCCUUACCUGGAGAGGGCAGAGGUCUGAGGGAAGCAGCCAUUCAGAGGACAGCAAAGGAGGCCAAGGACCGCAGCAACAGCAACAGCAACAAGAAGGAUGCUGUGGAGCACCAGGGCCACGGCUCAACCAAUAGCAGCUCAGCUACUGGAUCCACUAAUGGAACGGAUGAAACCACUAAGAUUGAAUAUAGGUGUGCUGGUUGUCAAGGCGAGGUUGCUAAGGAGACCCCAGCUGUUUAUGCUGAACGUGCAGGUUACCAUAGCGCCCUGUGGCAUCCCACCUGCUUUGUAUGCUCAGAGUGCGGCCACGGAUUGGCAGACCUGGUCUACUUCUGGUCCAAUCAGAAGUUGUUCUGCGGAAGACACUACUGUCAGAUGGUCUGGCCACGAUGCUCUGGCUGUGAUGAGUUGAUCUUCUGCCAGUCUUUCUACACGGCAGAAGAUGGACGGACGUGGCAUCAAAAUCAUUACUGCUGCUGGAAGUGUGGGCAAAACCUGGAUACACCCUGUCAGCACUGAGACACACAACAUAGACUUAAACACAACAUGGUUUUAAGAGUCAGUGAAACAAGAUAAGGACAAAAAAUAUUAAUAUGUCAUAACGAAAAAACAAAAGAAUUAAGUACCUGAUAAAUAAUACCAAAUAAGUAGAGCUUAAAUUAUGUUUAGUUGACUUGUAGUAUUUAAAGUACUCAACACCAGUUGAUAUAUCGAUGUUUAAAAUAUUUAAGCCAUCUAGCUGACACUGAAGUACUCAGAGAUUUGUUCAGUUGAGCCUACUGGUAUUUCAAGUACUUAAGAAAAUGUUUAGUAGACACAAAAGUGUUUAAAGUACUUCAACAAACAUUUGGCUGAUUUAUUAGCACUUAGUACUGACAGUGACUGUAGCCAGAUGUGCUGGUUUCAGGCAGCAAACAGCAGAUUACAGGAUGAAGGCCCAGACCUGACAGUCCAGGAAACAAAUGAAAUGAGAAAUAAAUGAUUAACAAACAGAUUUUUUUUAAAAGAUGUGUGACUCAAAGUCCUCUGUGAACCACACAAGCAGGUUCCAGAGCUUUCAACCAGCCUUCUUCAGCAGCUGUCAUUGAACUGCACAUUUUUCAAAGUUUUCUGAGCACUUUUAUUUGUUACUUUCUGUCCUGUGUUGGCUCAAAAGUUGAACCUGAAGGUUCAUUCUUGAUCUUUAAAAAGAGCAGCUUGAAAAACUUGUAAUUGUAACCUUUAAAGUUUUAUUUUCUUAAAUGAUGUGCAAGUGCAAAGGGAAUAUUUUCAAUAGAAAUUGACUUAUCCUAAAAGAUUUAACUAAACAUUGAAUUGUAAUUAAUGCAUAACAUGUCAGGUUCAAAUAGAUUUCACUUUAUGUCAGGUAGAAAUAAUUGACCUAAACCAUAAAGAACUGGACAGGUAGAAGGCUGGAAAAUGCAUGUAACUAAUUAGUAAUUAAUAGUAGACGUCUUUUUCUUUGGUAGAUUUUACAGUAGGUUUUAUGCCUUUUUAUUACCUGCCAUUGAAGAUGGGAUGUGUGUUUGUUGUACAAAUAGAAAGUAUGAAUUUUACAUUUUCUUCAUUUUCCUUUCUGCUUGAUGUGUUUUGGCAGUCAACACUAAACAUGGAUCUCUGGUGCUGCCAAACGCUGCUUUAUUCCUGUUAAAAUUCUCUAUUUUACUAACAUUUAACAGCUUAAUAGCUGCAAAGUUUUGUUUAAAAUCCCUAAAACAAGAUAGCCAGAAGCUAAUUAGUGUUCCUUUUUAUUCCAUAAAAUAAACUUCAUGAAACAGCUAUCAUAACGUCUAUCUUAUGAAUCGAUUGCUGUUAGCAAAUCGCUCAUUCUUAAUCAACAAAGACAAUAUUUUACCCAAAACUUUCUUUGAUGUGAUUGGCUGAAUAUCUAACAUAUAGACAACAGUACUAUUCAAUACGAUGUUAUCUGUGACAGACAAGAUAAUAGCAGCAUAGUGCAUUGCGCAGUAGUUUAAUCUAGCUGUGUGUCUAAUAUGAUGUGUUUAACCUAGUUUAGCAUGAAAACCGGAAGUGGGGGGAAAGCCGCUAAUCUAGUAGCCUAGCUCAGUUAGUUAUGAAGUAAUAAACCUUUGAAAUGAACCAAGUGAGAUGACAUAGGAUAAAAGAUUUCUAUCAAAUCUGCUCUGGACCUUCUUGAGCAGCUGGUGUGAAAAACUGUAACAGUUCAUGUUUUUAAUAAAGAAGUUUGAUGCUGUUUACAGUUAAAUACUGUAAAUAAACAGUCACGGACACUUGUCUAAGACACAUAUGUUGUUGCUUUUAAGGUAACCAGGACUUGGUCAGAGCUUGCAUUGAUUUAAGUCAUAUUUGAGUGUUUGUAUCAGCAGUGGUGGUAUUUUUUAUAAAGAUGAACUAGGCUAUGGCUGCAUGUCUUGGCAUUUGUUUUUUGCAUCAUCACAAGUCAAAGAAAGUGAAAACAUUUUUUCAACUGAUCGUGUUUGAAUUAAAGUUACUUCUGAUUGAA
This is a messenger RNA of Larimichthys crocea (large yellow croaker), 4562 nucleotides long. RefSeq names its product LIM and cysteine-rich domains 1 (gene lmcd1). The coding region runs from base 1496 to 2596 and encodes 366 amino acids. The record is from RefSeq and is a predicted model, not a curated record. Gene Ontology annotation, molecular function: zinc ion binding. The transcript is spliced from 7 exons. NCBI's taxonomy places the organism in Eukaryota, Metazoa, Chordata, Actinopteri, Sciaenidae.